AUGAAGGAAAAUUUAAUUUUUAAUCUAUUACUUUACUCAAUAACAUUACUAUUCUACUUAUUUACUCAAAUAGAUUUAUUUUAAUUUAUUAAAUCAAAUAAUAUAAUUCAUGCUAUAGAGAAUAAACUUAAAUUGAAUUUUAAUCAAUUAAUAUAAAAAUAAGUAGUUUAAUUUAAAUCCAACAAUGCAGUUUAUGUUAGUUUUAUAAAAGAAAUAAUUCAAAAUGAAAUACAGCAUAAUCAUUAUCUUUAGAAUGAAACUAAUGCUUUGAUUUUUUUGACUAUCUUACAAAAAAUUAGUAGAGUUACUUUUAAGCUCUGUUUAUCCUCAAUAAAUUUGAAUGUUAGUAAUUGA
Molecule: messenger RNA, 354 nt
Organism: Paramecium octaurelia
Lineage: Eukaryota; Ciliophora; Oligohymenophorea; Peniculida; Parameciidae
Source: the annotation of a GenBank genome assembly